Molecule: messenger RNA, 2159 nt
Organism: Sorghum bicolor (sorghum)
Lineage: Eukaryota; Viridiplantae; Streptophyta; Magnoliopsida; Poales; Poaceae
Product: amino acid transporter ANTL1
Exons: 1
Coding region: 287-1567 (426 amino acids)
Biological process (GO): amino acid transmembrane transport
Cellular component (GO): vacuolar membrane
Molecular function (GO): amino acid transmembrane transporter activity
Source: RefSeq, a predicted model, not a curated record
CCACGCGUGCCAUGCGAUGUUCCCCAGACGCAGCAGCACGGCAGUCCUCCGUUUGUUUCCUCCUCGCAGCACCGGUUCCGUUCUCUCCUCCUCGAUUUCCCUCCGUCGCGAGAUCGCCUGAUCUCUCUAGCGCACGGCGGCCGGAGAAGAGGACGGGCACGAUCUCAUUCAUCGGAUCGGCGUGCCUGUGUUGUCUGUUGAUUUGAUUUUUUUUUUUCUUCCUUACUUUUUUUUUGGUUCAUUCAUCAAUCAAUAAUAAGAUUUCUGAUUUGGGGCGCGGUUCGGCAUGGGAUUCGGAAUGGGGAAUAAUAACGGGGCGAGCUCCUCGUCGUCGCGGCUGGACCCGGCGCCGCUGCUGCCGCACCACGGCAGCGGGAGCCGCGAGGUCGGCCUGUCGUCGCAGCCCAAGACGUUCGCCAACGUCUUCAUCGCGGUGGUGGGCGCCGGCGUGCUGGGACUGCCGUACACCUUCUCGCACACCGGGUGGGCGGCGGGGACGCUGCUGCUCUUCUCCGUCGCCGCGCUCACCUUCUACUGCAUGAUGCUGCUCGUCGCGUGCCGCCGCCGCCUCGCCGACGAGCACCCUAAGAUCGCCUCGUUCGGGGACCUCGGGGACGCCGUGUUCGGCGCGCACGGCCGGUUCGCCGUCGACGUCAUGCUGGUGCUCAGCCAAGUCAGCUUCUGCGUCGGCUACCUCAUCUUCAUCUCUAACACCAUGGCGCACCUCUACCCGAUUACCGCGCCGUCCUCCUCGGCCCUCCUCUCCCCCAAGGCGCUCGUCAUCUGGGCGAUGCUGCCGUUCCAGCUCGGGCUCAAUUCCAUCAAGACGCUCACGCUGCUCGCGCCACUCAGCAUCUUCGCCGACGUCGUCGACCUCGGCGCCAUGGGCGUGGUGCUUGGCCAGGACGUUGCCGCCUGGGUCGCUAAGCCCGUGCCCGUGGCCGCCUUCGGCGGGCCUGCCGCGCUUCUCUACGGUCUCGGCGUCUCCGUGUACGCGUUCGAGGGCGUCGGCAUGGUGCUGCCGCUGGAGGCCGAGGCGGCGAACAAGAAGAAGUUCGGCGUCACGCUGGGGCUGUCCAUGGCGUUCAUCGCCGUCAUGUACGGGCUGUUCGGCGUGAUGGGGUACGUCGCGUUCGGCGACGCCACGCGGGACAUCAUCACCACAAACCUCGGCGCCGGGUGGCUGUCGGCCGCCGUGCAGCUGGGGCUCUGCAUCAACCUCUUCUUCACGAUGCCGGUGAUGAUGAACCCCGUGUACGAGGUCGCCGAGCGCCUGCUCCACGGGAAGCGCUACUGCUGGUGGCUGAGGUGGCUGCUCGUCAUCGUCGUCGGACUCGCCGCCAUGUACGUGCCCAACUUCACGGACUUCCUGGCGCUCGUCGGGAGCAGCGUCUGCGUCCUCCUCGGCUUCGUGCUGCCGGCCUCGUUCCACCUCAAGGUGUUCGGCGGCGAGAUGGAAUGGCCCGGAGUGGUAUCCGAUGUCCUGCUGGUCGUGAUCGGCCUCUCGCUCGCCGUGUUCGGGACGUACACGUCGCUGCUGCAAAUCUUCCACUCGUCAAGCGCUUGAUCGCCGCACCUUCUGCUACGCACGGAGGAUUAAUUUCCUUCCUCCGCGCACUAGAUUCAGGUACCUUGGUCGCGCUCCUGUGUUCAGAGAAGUGGAUUAGAGGAUUAGGAGGAACGAACGCCAAUCUCAGCAGUUCGUCCUCGUCCAUUUGGGCCUGUGGAUUUUGCAGAGCAGGUUACUGUGCAGGUGUUGUUCGCGAGUGACUUGUACGGGAUGGGAAGGUAAAAUCUGUACACUUUUGUUACGACAGAUUUCAGGUACUCCCGAUAUAGCAAUGUAAGAGCAUCUUGGUUAAAAUGAGUAGGUAAAUUUUUAAUGUUUAGCCAUUUUGUAAAAUAGAUAACUUCUUAAAAAAAAGAGGUUUAUAACAGCUUUGCUAUCAGAUAGCUAGUGCCAGUGGUUGGCUAUAUAUGGCCAACGAAAAUCAAGGGAUAGCAAACUUUCUAUUUUACAAAACCAAAUAGCACAUUUUCUACUAUAAAAAUUCUAAAAGGCCUCCAUAAUAAGAAUAGCAAAGCUGUUGGAGUUGUUCUAGGAGCGUGUGAAUGUAUCCUAGACGUUCCUCCUGCUGUGCACGAUGGAUUCGAUGAAA